Messenger RNA from Scatophagus argus, 2173 nucleotides. RefSeq names its product NOP58 ribonucleoprotein homolog (yeast) (gene nop58). Lineage: Eukaryota; Metazoa; Chordata; Actinopteri; Scatophagidae. The coding region runs from base 117 to 1742 and encodes 541 amino acids. The record is from RefSeq and is a predicted model, not a curated record. Gene Ontology annotation, cellular component: small-subunit processome; box C/D methylation guide snoRNP complex. Gene Ontology annotation, molecular function: snoRNA binding. The transcript has 15 exons.
UCGCCGCGUGUGCUUCAGAGACAGUAGGAGCAGCAGCGUGGUGAUUUGAGAUCAGCCUGAGGUCUCUCUGUUUAGAGAGCGCCCAAACUCUAUAAAGUAACCGAUCAGCUGCCAAAAUGCUGGUGUUAUUUGAGACCGCUGCUGGAUAUGCAAUAUUCAAAGUCCUCGAUGAAUCCAAACUGCAGCAGGUCGACAGUCUGUAUAAGGAGUUUGAAACUCCUGAGAAAGCAAACAAAGUUGUGAAGCUGAAGCACUUUGAGAAGUUCCAGGACACAACCGAGGCCUUAGCAGCUGCCACUGCUCUUGUCGAGGGAAAAAUUGGCAAGAGCUUGAAGAAAGUGCUGAAGAAAGUUGUUGCCAAGGAGGCUCACGAGCAGCUGGCCAUCAGUGAUGCGAAGCUCGGUGGAGUUAUUAAAGAAAAGCUGGACCUGAGCUGUGUCCACAGUCCUGCUGUGGCUGAGCUGAUGAGGUGCAUCAGGACCCAGAUGGAGAGCCUCAUCACUGGACUUCCUCCUAAGGAGCUCAGUGCCAUGUCUCUGGGCUUGGCUCACAGUUUAUCUCGCUACAAGCUGAAGUUCAGUCCAGACAAAGUGGACACUAUGAUUGUGCAGGCCAUCUCUCUUUUGGAUGAUCUGGAUAAGGAGCUUAACAACUACAUCAUGCGCUGCAGGGAAUGGUACGGCUGGCACUUUCCUGAGCUGGGAAAGGUUGUCACUGACAACUUGGCUUACUGCAAAACUGUCCGCAAAAUAGGUGAUCGCACAAAUGUGGCCGGCUCUGAUCUGUCAGACCUCCUCCCAGAGGAAAUCGAAGCCGAGGUCAAACUGGCUGCCGAGAUCUCCAUGGGAACAGAGGUGUCGGAACAGGACAUUGGCAACAUCAUGCACCUGUGUGAUCAGGUGAUUGAGAUUUCAGAUUACCGCACUCAGCUGUAUGACUACCUGAAGAACCGAAUGAUGGCCAUCGCCCCCAACCUGACAGUCAUGGUGGGCGAGCUGGUCGGCGCGCGUCUCAUCUCACAUGCAGGAUCCCUUCUGAACCUGGCGAAACAUCCAGCCUCCACAGUGCAGAUCCUCGGAGCAGAGAAGGCUCUGUUUAGAGCCCUUAAAACCCGCAAAGACACCCCCAAGUACGGUCUCAUCUACCACGCCUCCUUAGUGGGUCAGACCACCGCUAAGAAUAAGGGCAAGAUCUCCAGAAUGCUGGCAGCUAAAGCAGCCCUGGCGAUUCGUUAUGAUGCCCUGGGAGAGGACACGAAUGCAGAAAUGGGAGCAGAGAAUCGCGCCAAGCUGGAGGCCAGGCUACGCCAGCUGGAGGAGAGAGGAAUUCGAAGAAUCAGUGGAACUGGCAAAGCAAUGGCAAAGGCAGAUAAAUACCAACACAAGAGUGAGGUGAGAAUUUACGAUCCAUCAGCCGAUUCCACUAUUCCUUCCACUUCAAAGAAGAGGAAGUUUGAGGAGGUGGAGCAGGAGGAGGAGGAGGAGGCUGCUGAGGAGCCAGUAACGCCGGUGGUCAAAUCCAAAAAGGCCAAAAAGGAACCAGUAGCAGAAGCAGCAGUCGAAGAAGAAGAGGCAGCAGAGGAGACUCCCAAGAAAAAGAAGAAGAAAAAGAAGGACAAGAAAGCAGAAGCUGAAGCCGAGGAAGCAAAGGAGGAGGAGGAAGAGUUAGCAGUAACAGAAUCAACAGAAAAGAAGAAAAAGAAGAAAAAAAAGAAGGUCAAGGAGGAGGAAGAUGAUGACUGAAAAAGUGCAGAGUGUAUAUAUUUUUUGUUUUAGCUUUUAUGUCAUUUUAGUUGUGUGUCAUACAUUUAUAUCAAAUUAGGGCAAAGGUGUGUUGAGUGCCUGGUUUCUGGACAUCAAAGAGUUAAUGUUUAAAGAAUAAAAUCAUAAGACCUCUUUUUAUAACUGAGAGUAACUUGUGGUUCAAAAUCUCACCGAGUAUCUCCAGUCAUAAAAUGAGCGAAAAAUGUAAAUUUGUAUUUUCUUUUUCUUUUUUAAAGAUGUGAAAUAAGUUUGUAAUCUACUACAGUGAUUUUUAUUUGUGAACACAUCUGUAUCAGACAUGUCUCAAAUUCAGCACAGAAGAAUGAGUUGAUAAAAGAUUUUGCAGCUCUGUUUUUAAAUUGUCCAAGACUGAACAUCCGCCCUGGUAAAAUAAACAUUUUUUGCUAUAA